This is a messenger RNA of Kuraishia capsulata CBS 1993, 852 nucleotides long. RefSeq lists its product as uncharacterized. Lineage: Eukaryota; Fungi; Ascomycota; Pichiomycetes; Pichiales; Pichiaceae. The transcript is spliced from 2 exons. The record is from RefSeq and is a predicted model, not a curated record. Bases 1 to 852 code for a protein of 283 amino acids.
AUGAAUAACCUUUUUGUCCUACUCGGCAACGACGAGGAGGGCCCCGAACUCUUGGCCACCAAGGAAGUGGUCAAGAAGUCCACCUCCUCGAAGAAGGCAGACGUUCCUCCUCCAUCUGCUGAUAAGUCCCGUGCCAAAAAGAAGGCCCCAUUGAAGGGUAACGAAGGCGCUAUCAAGGUCAAGAACGAGAACGACAAAGUUAGUGCGCCUGCCUCUACCGAACGCCGCACCCAGAAGUCCAAGCUCACUCGCCAACAGACCGGCAAAACCGACUCCGCCAGAAAGGAGAAGGCUGGAUGGGGUGAUGACGCUGAUGAACUUGACGACGAGCUUGCCGGCGAAAAGAUCGCUGAGGAAGAUGCUGAGGAGGCCGAGGAAGAGGCCGUUCCAGCCAAGUCUCUUGAGGAGUACCUUGCUGAAGUGAAGCUCGCGCAGGAAUCGCUUGGAGGUACCACCAGAGCUGUUCGCCAAGUCGAGACUGAUGCUGAAAAGACCGAGAUCAAGGCACAAGAGGAGUUUGCUCCAGCCACCGCUUCCAAGAAGCAAAGAGAGAAGGCCAGAAAGGUCAAGAACAUUGUUGAAUUUGAUGCUGUUUUUGCCGAUGAGGUUCCACCUCCAAGAUCGGGAGCCACCAGAGGAAGAGGCGGUGCCAGAGGCUCGUCCAGAGGUGGUGCUCCUAGAGCUGAGUCCACUAGACCUCCAAGAGAGUCUAGACCUCCAAGAGGUGACUCCACCAAGGGUGCCAGAGGCGGUGCCAGAGGAAGAGGUGCUGCCAGAGCCCCAAGAGGUGAGUCCAGAGAGACUAGAGCUCCUGCCCAAAAGCUCAACGAGGCUGCCUUUCCAGCUUUGUAG